UUAAAUGUUGAUAUUUAUUUAAGAUGUAAUAUUUUAUAUUUUCUUUUAAAUACAGAAAUGAAAAUGGCGUUACUUUAACAUACACACAUUUGCUUGACAUAAUAAAUAAAAUAGAAAAUGCGCUUCCUGAGGUUGACUUCUCUUCAGCCAAUCACCGUCGUUGUUGUGGCCCUGUGACACCUAAUGCUUCCUGACUUUCACCGUCUGCAGGAGCACGUCUCUUUUAAAUGCCUGCAGGUGUGGACGCAAGAGGUAAGGCCUGAAACUAACCACCACAUGUGGAGUCCAAAAAUUUGUGUGACCGAGUAUAUUUUUAUAUUGUUAGUUUAAAGCGUGAGUGUCAUUCACAGUGUGCAGUCCUGCACUAUUUUUCGGGCCAAUAAACGUUAGCGCUGCAUGCAACGCUACAUGUGGUGCUAACGUUAAUUAGCGUUAGCAUGUGGUGCUAACGUUAAUUAGCAUUAGCUUUAAAUGCAACGCUACGCAUGUGAAGCUAACUUUAAUGUUAGUUAGCCUAGCUUAGGUUAAGUCUGCAUGUUUGCAUUUACCUACCGAACUGUUUUUUUUCUUUAAGCGUUCUUUUAAUGAAAAGUUAUCUUUGUGAGCAAUUGAAAUUAUAGUAAGUUAAUGUUAUGUUAAUGCACUCUGCAGAUUUGCCAUUUAAUGAAACUUAGCUGCACAGUGUGUAAGUAAAUAUGCUAUUUGGCACAGUUUAAGUAAAAGUAGAAAAAGUGUCUGUUUGGGAUUUUUUUCACUGGGCUGUAUUGGUACAUUAAAAUGAAAAAGUAAUCCAUGACAAAAGACAGCUGUACAGUGGUCUGUUGAUAGUGAUAUUACUAGUGUAAUGAAAGUUAAACCAGACUAUUUCACUUUAUGUGUUUCUGUUUAUCAUUCCUACAGGCAUUAUCAUUUGACUGCAUGACAAAACAGAAAUGGCCAUGAGGCCGCAAAGGGCAAAAAUAAAACCAAAAGAAGAAGCAAAAUAUUUUGCAUCCCUGGGUAAAGACAAGGAUGGAUUUGAAGUGCAGUUUAUUAAUUCAUACAAAGGUCGAGGAGUGUUCAGCAGGCACUACUUUCAGAAAGGAGAGUUCCUCAUAGAGUAUCGUGGAGAAAUAAUAAGCAAAAAAGAACAUGAAAACCGCCUUAGACUGUACCAUGACGCCCUCAAAGUGUUCAUGUUUGAAUUUCGCCAUGAUGGAAAAAAAUUAUGCAUUGAUGCAGCCAAAGAAGAUAACUCCCUUGGGAGACUGGUGAACGAUGACCACAUCAGUCCAAACAGUAAAAUGAAAACAAUCGCAGUCACUGGAAUACCGCAUCUCUGUUUGUUCGCACUGAAGGAUAUCAAACCAGGAGAAGAGAUAACGUACAACUACGGAGACUCUGACUGGCCUUGGAGGUUAAAGUCUAGCCCAGAGAAGGAGCGGCUCUGCUCUGAGGUUUUGGUCAACCUCAGAGCAGACAAUGCAACACAGAUGACUGCAACGGAGGCAGAUUGCCAAAAUUCUGCUGUGGCCAUGACAUCAGACUGCCUCAGACAAGAUGAACAGGUUUCAGGUGCCACAGUUCUUAAUCAUGCUGCUGGGACCUUAACAUCUGAUUCUUCCUGUGAAAACACUGAACAGACUGCAACGGAGGCAGAUUGCCAAAAUUCUGCUGUGGCCAUGACAUCAGACUGCCUCAGACAAGAUGAACAGGUUUCAGGUGCCACAGUUCUUAAUCAUGCUGCUGGGACCUUAACAUCUGAUUCUUCCUGUGAAAACACUGAACAGACUGCAACGGAGGCAGAUUGCCAAAAUUCUGCUGUGGCCAUGACAUCAGACUGCCUCAGACAAGAUGAACAGGUUUCAGGUGCCACAGUUCUUAAUCAUGCUGCUGGGACCUUAACAUCUGAUUCUUCCUGUGAAAACACUGAACAGACUGCAACGGAGGCAGAUUGCCAAAAUUCUGCUGUGGCCAUGACAUCAGACUGCCUCAGACAAGAUGAACAGGUUUCAGGUGCCACAGUUCUUAAUCAUGCUGCUGGGACCUUAACAUCUGAUUCUUCCUGUGAAAACACUGAACAGGAAUGGAGAGAGCUACACAGCCUGUUGGUGGACCUUCAGAUGCCUCAGAUGACGACUCUGGCCAAGAAGGGACAUCUAAAGAUAACGAGAUGAGAGAACCCAGCAGGAAAAUGAAACGACACAAUAAACAUGCAGCUGAAGUGGAUGAUCCCAGGAGGAAACGAAAACAACAGUCACCAACCGAAGUAGCAGCUGUGAUGAGACACUUCAGAAACCAUAUCAAGAAGGGUAAACUAGCAACGAUGAUUGAAUGCCAGCAGUGCAAGACAGCUGAGCAUCCUGCUGUUACUAGUCGAACUGUGCAAAACAUAAGAGACUUUGUAAGAAACCGUGGUGUGUCCCUAAAAAAGAAAAAUAAUGUAUAGUCACCAUGUGUGUAUGUAGCUUGUGGAAAAACAGCUGAGCUGUGAUAGUUUGUUCACAGGUUUCAGUAAGCAUUCAGAUUAUUUGUGGUCACAAGCAAAUGUUACAUUUCAGUUGAUGAUCAGUACUAUAGAAUGAAAGCCAGUAUGUUAAUAGCCACCAUUUAUUUCUAUUGAUGGCACUGUAUUUGUUUUGUUAGGUUGUAACAAAGAAAAAAAUACAAAACUGAAUAAUCAAACUUUUUUCCUCCUUCAUUGUCUCUGCCUGAUAUAGAUUAUUUACUGGCUGUCCAUUACAAUCUGCGCUUUAAAUGGAUGAAAGCCAUUUCAUAUAAAAAGUGUUUUAAAAUGUCCAAAUUGUGCUCACCAAUUAGGUAAGUCUUAAUACUUUAAAUAACUGUUGAGUUAAACUAUUUGUCCUCAUUAACUGGGUGUGCCCCUUAAUUCACAUUGCCUCCAUGUUUGUGUAUGUGUUAAGCUAAGUCCCACUAAGUUGUUUGACCCCUCAAUACACUUCAGUGACGUGUGUAUGUGUGUGUAUCAACUGUCCUUAUAAAUUGAGCCAGUCCUCAUAAUGUAAAUAUUUUUCAUAGGCGUGGUUUAUUCACCUAAUUAAGCAUGUCCUUACAAAGAUGCAAAAUGUCAGGUUGAAAAAUCUAGAAUUGUUUUGUGUGUAUUUUACUUUUGAAGUGAGAUUUGUGUAGUACUGCUCAAAAUAGAUUUUUUGGCAUCACUCACAUCCUUGGGAAACAAGCGGAAAGGGGUGCCAGCCUAAUACACCAAAAAACCUGUUUCGCCCCAACUGUCCUUACAGUUCACAAUAACCUGUAUGUGUGUGUGUGUGUGUGUGUGUGUGUGUGUGUGUGUGUGUGUGUGUGUGUGUGUGUGUGUGUGUGUGUGUGUGUGUGUGUGUGUGUGUGUGUGUGUGUGUGUGUGUGUGUGUGUGUGUGUGUGUGUGUGUCAGGGUGUGUACAUGAUGCAGCAGGAGUAGGGGCUGCAGUGAGGCCGUCUGGAUGCCCCAUGCCGUUUUAUUUCUCUCAAGUGCGGCCAGAAAGACUUCAUUCCUCUGCAGUUUUCCAUAUGUUAUCCUUAUGCACCUGAAUUCCACUUCAGCUGUGUAUCAGUCAUGCCUCACUCCACCAAACACACACACACACACACUUCGGCCUAUUUGUAAACUGAAAUUUUCAUAGCAAUCAUGCAGCUUUCUUAUCUCUCGGCCAUCAAUUUUUUAUUGCACAUCUAUAAGCCAUGAGAUGUAAGACUCAGCGUCCUGUGAAAACAUUAUUUUCUUUUUGCAUGCAAAAGGCUCAUUUUUAUAUCUAGUGCACUGUGGUUUUGUACGACACAGGUGCUGCCACGGCAGGUUAGAGUAGUUAAAACGGCCAAGUCUUCCUCCAGUAGUGGAGUUUUGCAUUGCAGGAGUCGGGGUCCCACAGGCAGUGCAGUACCUGCCUCCAUCAAUUAUUGAGCUGCUCUUGUCCUGUUAUGGAAAAGGAACAAGAGGAGGCUGAGGGAUGCGUUACUCCAGCAGCUCUUUUGUGCAGAUUUAACUCAUUCAUAUUUAACAGAGUUACAUUUGCAAGGAUAUAAUAAGUGAUGGGAUUUAACCGACAUGUUGUGUUCUCAUCUGUGUAGUUUGUGCUUUUCAUUGUAAGUCAGCCUUUCUGGACCUGCCGGCCUUGUGAUUUAACUGUAAAUACACAAAUAAUAAUGCGUAUUGUGUUCUUUGGACUGUGGUUCUUUCCUCCUGCAAAGUCAAUUAUAGCAACAAAUGAAAUUGCAUUCAAAUAUGAUGAGAUCAAAGACAUUUAGCCAAUGUGGGUAAAGCUGCUACCUGUGGAGCUUUAAUGUGUUCAAGCCUAUUUUAAAGUAUUUUGAUGGCAAGUUUGUCUUGGUAGAAAAAUUGCCUGUCCAAAAGAAAAGAAAAAAAGUCGCCACCUGGAUUUAACUGAGCAAAUAGGUAAGAGUCUUCCAUUGGAUAAUUACUGCAGUGAUGAAUAUGUUUCAGCUGAAACAAUUUAUUUAACCCUAGCUGAUGCAGUGAGGAGCUUCUCAUGUCUUAAACAACCAUGUUGCAAGACAUAACCUGUGGUCAUAAAGAGGAUGUUAAUCUGUUUCAAAAGGGUUAAAUUAUCAUUAUAUUAUUAAGGUAGGUUCCUGCCCAGCAGUAAUGUGUUUUACAUUUCCUAUAUUAGCUUGUACGCUUUAGCAGGGAUAGCUAAGAUAUCCCAAGAGACAUACACAUAAAUGGUGCAAAUUCAACAAGUAAUGUCGUAAUGAAAUGUCUUUUGAGACACAUUUUAAUUUGGUUUCUGCCCAGCAGUAGCCUAGUGUGUUUCACAUUGACAGUAGUGGCUUGUUAGCUUUCGCAAGUUUAAAGAGAUAUAAACACAAAUGCUGCAGACUCAAAAUGCUGAGGAACUUUUAUAUUUUAGUAAUAUUACGUGAACAUCAAAACUAAUGGAAACGUUUCCA
Messenger RNA from Amphiprion ocellaris (clown anemonefish), 4903 nucleotides. RefSeq lists its product as uncharacterized. The transcript has 16 exons. The record is from RefSeq and is a predicted model, not a curated record. Lineage: Eukaryota; Metazoa; Chordata; Actinopteri; Pomacentridae. Gene Ontology annotation, molecular function: protein binding. The coding region runs from base 933 to 2156 and encodes 407 amino acids.